This is a messenger RNA of Carica papaya (papaya), 913 nucleotides long. The record is from RefSeq and is a predicted model, not a curated record. Lineage: Eukaryota; Viridiplantae; Streptophyta; Magnoliopsida; Brassicales; Caricaceae.
GCUGCAAGAAAAAAUUUCAAAACAUUUCCAUUUUCUGUACUUUUGGAGACUUCAGAAGCAAAAUAGGGUUUAUAGCAUAAACCCAAAGGCCAAAUCUCCUCUCUUCUGCCCCGAUAACUUACAGGGGUUUGCCGAGUUCUCAUUCUGAAGCCGAAACCGGCGUUCUCUUCAAAACGCUUCAGUUUCCGACAACCAUGAGCAGGGGACCCGGUCUCUUCUCUGAUUUCGGCAAGCAUGCCAGAGAUUUAUUGAACAGAGACUACAACAGUGACCAGAAGUUUUCCAUCUCUUCGUCUACCGGGAGCGGAGUGGCACUCGUUUCCAGUCUUUCAAAGAAGGGAAGUCUCUGCUCUGGGGAUGUAGCAACACAGUACAAACAUAAGAAUACCGUAGUUAAUGUCAAGAUUGACACUGAGUCAAAUAUAUCGACAACCUUCAGUAUCUUUGACAUCCUGCUAUACUCAAAAGUGAUUGCUUCAUUUAAGCUGCCUGAUCAAAACUCUGGCAAGUUGGAAGUUCAGUAUUUGCAUGAACAUGCAUCUUUCACUACAGCUGUUGGUCUGAAGCACUCGCCAGCUGUUGAUAUCUCGGCAACCAUUGGUACUCCUACCGUUGCAUUUGGAGCAGAAGCAAGCUACAUGACUGCUUCUGGUGAAUUUUUGAAGUACAAUGCUGGAGUGAGCUUGAAAAAAGCAGACUGCAGUGCUUCGGUCAUUCUGUAAGUCGUUUCUUUUUCCCCAGAAGUCAGAAGCUAUGCCUCCCCUUCCUUCCUGGUUAACUGUCCCUAGAUGCACUUCUAACGUAAAUUAGAGGAAACUGCAGAAGGUCAAUGUAUUUAGUUGUUGAAGUAGGUGUCCAUAUACUCAGUUGUCAAAAUAGGUGUUCACAGUACAGGGGAAACUAAGAAGGAAAU